AUGGCCGACAAUCCAGAUUUGAUUCCGAUCGCUGGAUCAGGUCCCCAAGGGGACGACGCGCCGCAAGCUGCUGACGAGGGCCUCGACAAACAAUCCAAACAACAUAUCCCUAGGCCCCGAAACGCAUUUAUUCUGUUUCGGUCGCAUCAGCAGAAACUGCUAACGGAUUAUUGGAAACAGUCGGGCCAGGAUAUACCGCAUAAUUGCGAGGUGAGUAAGAUCAUCAGCUUUCAAUGGAAGAAGCUGACUCCUGAAGAAAAGAAGGAGUGGCACGACAAAGCUGAGCAAGAAAAACACGAGCAUGCAAAGAAGUAUCCUGGUUAUAAGUACAAACCAAAGAGGAAAAAGAACAGAAACAAGCUGGCCUUGGAAUUUGAACUUCAGAACCUCGUGCGAAUGUACCCGCACGGCGGUGGUACAACUACCACAGAGUCUGCUGUACCUGGGUCCAGUGGACAGAUGACGAAUCCCUCCUCAUCGUCGGCAUCGAUGUUGCCCCCACAGGGAGGCACAGCUGAGGAUCAGUUGCAUUUUCAACAGCAGGUUGCUGUACCGUCUGCAGGUUCACAGACUUCAGGUUCCUACUUAAUGCAACUGGCCCCGUGGGAAAAUCGGUUUACUCCGGAGCAGCAGCUACACCAACAUCAUCAGCAUCAUCAACAGCAUCGUCAGCAUCUUGAGCAUCAACAACAGCGCGGACUACCAAGGGGAUACACAUCGGAUUCCCCGUCGAGUAUGAGCCAGAGCGCAUCGGCUCAGAUCUCGCCCGUAAAUUUUAAUGCACUUCCCAGCGCCCCUACACCUAAGAUUGCAUAUCCGCAUGAAAACGUGUGGAAACCAUCCAGCUAUCGUCAACAGCAGGCUCCGCCUCAGUACAGAUACCAACAGCAGCAACAGCAGCAACAGCAACAACAACACCAAAUUCAAUAUAUGCAGCAGCAGCAACACCUGCAGCCGCAACAUCUACAACCUCAACAUCAAUUACAACAGCAGCAGCUAUCUCAGCAGCAUCAAUCUCAACAAACGCAGCAUCGACAGCAGCCAUAUUACAGACUUCCAAACAUUCAGCAGGAUCCGUACAUCGAGCAUGGGUACCAGCACACUGUAGUAGCAACUCCUCCAACAAGUGCACCAACUUCUUCUAGUUCAAUUUUAGCACCCUCUUCUGUUCCACCUCAGCCAAUGCGUUUCACAAUGCCUAUCCAUCAGACUCCUGCUCCUUCUAAUCCUUCUCCUGCUGUAGGUAGUUCUACUUCUUUACAAUCAAACAUCUCUUCAACCGCCGGAGUCCGUAUGAACGACCUUGGCGCAUCACAACCAGACAAUGUCAAUCCAAAGUAA
Eremothecium sinecaudum is the source of this 1341-nucleotide messenger RNA. RefSeq names its product Rox1p (gene ROX1). Lineage: Eukaryota; Fungi; Ascomycota; Saccharomycetes; Saccharomycetales; Saccharomycetaceae. The coding region runs from base 1 to 1341 and encodes 446 amino acids. Gene Ontology annotation, molecular function: RNA polymerase II cis-regulatory region sequence-specific DNA binding; DNA-binding transcription factor activity, RNA polymerase II-specific. The transcript has a single exon. Gene Ontology annotation, biological process: negative regulation of transcription by RNA polymerase II; anatomical structure morphogenesis; cell differentiation. The record is from RefSeq and is a predicted model, not a curated record.